Messenger RNA from Ooceraea biroi (clonal raider ant), 1137 nucleotides. It is a transcript of the gene SpdS, whose product is annotated as Spermidine Synthase. Gene Ontology annotation, cellular component: cytosol. The record is from RefSeq and is a predicted model, not a curated record. Lineage: Eukaryota; Metazoa; Arthropoda; Insecta; Hymenoptera; Formicidae. Gene Ontology annotation, biological process: spermidine biosynthetic process. Gene Ontology annotation, molecular function: spermidine synthase activity.
GGUCGCGCGCCGUCUUCGUCUCAGUUCGACUCAAGCUUCCAUCAGACGAGUUACGGCCACUUUAGAAACUGAAUUUGGACAACGCUUCGAUAAAUAAUCAAAAGUAAAUUGCCCCAAUAUGGAUGCCAUGAAACGCGGUUGGUUUAGUGAGAUAAACAAUUUCUGGCCUGGCGUCGCGUUGUCGCUAAAAGUAAAUGAAAUUCUGUAUAUAGGACGUUCGAAUUUUCAAGACAUCUUGUUAGUACAAACACAAUCACACGGUCGGGCUUUGAUGCUUGAUGGCAUAAUCCAAUGCACGCAAAGAGACGAGUUUUCCUAUCAUGAAAUGAUAUCGUACUUACCGCUCUGCUGCCAUCCUAAUCCUGCAAACGUCUUAAUAAUUGGAGGCGGCGACGGUGGGACUGCUCGAGAGGUCGCAAAGCAUCCGGAUGUGCAGCAGAUCACGUUGGUGGAAAUCGACGAGAUGGUGAUCAAUGUAUCUAAAGAAUAUAUGCCAUUUUUAGGUUCGGGUCUGAACAAUCCGAAAGUAAAGAUCUCUAUUGGUGACGGUUUCAAAUUCCUGAAGAGCCACCCCGGCGAAUACGACGUCAUUAUUACUGACAGCAGCGAUCCCAUAGGUCCCGCCGAGCACCUCUUUGAACAAUCGUAUUAUCAAUUGCUGAAGACAGCAUUGAAACCUGGAGGGAUUAUUUGCAGCCAAGCUGGCACGGCGUGGCAGAACGUACACCAAGUGCACAACACUUUCUUGCAUUGCAAAAGCGUGUUUCCGGUCGCCGCUUACGCAGUAACGACCGUACCGACUUACCCCACGGGUCAGAUUGGCUUCGUUCUCGGAAGCUCAGAUAGCCAAACGGACUUGACGACACCGUUGAAAAUAUUCAGCGAGGAAGAGCUCAAUCGUAUGGAAAUGAAAUAUUAUGAUGAUAAGAUACAUCGGGCUGCUUUUGUCUUACCACGGUUCGUAAAAAAGGAAUUGAACGAUGACCUACUCUAGAGAUGAUUUGAAAUAUUUGUUAGUUUUAAGCAAAACGAUUGUUGUAAAGCUUGUUUACAAUCAUACAUCUAUGAACAAGAAAUGAAAUGUUUGCACAGUUCUGUAAUCUCGCCAAAAAAUAAAAUAUUUGGUAUAAUUAGUAA